AUGGCUGACGACCUUUCAGCCGAGGCAGCCCCCAAAUGGAGAAUAUCCAAGGCUUGCCAGGAAUGUCGCCGCAGGAAAAUUCGCUGCGAUGGGGGCGAGCCCUGCCAGCACUGCAAGCAGCGAAACUCAGAAUGCGAGUAUCGUGGGUUUGUGCGACAGCGCAAACGGAAGCAUGAAUUGGUAUCCAAACAUGAAGACGCAGCGGCUAACACCGAAGAUGAGAGAGGUGGCCCUGGUGCUGAGUCGUCUUCUGCGCGCUAUGGCACAACUCUCCCCGUGCAUCGUAAGGAUCCAGGCCUGAAUUCAGGGCUCAGUGACGGAGCUACCGCCGCCACAGGCAAUAAAAGGAGCAGCGGCAGCAGCAAAAAUGGGCUCAUGGACUACAGCGUGGCUGCAACACAUGUCGCCUCGCCGUCGUGUAUCAUUCAGCUGUACUAUGGGCCGACAUCCAAUUUCUCCCUUAUGCAGUUGAUGUACCGACAGUUGGUCGAAGGGCUUGGUGACGGACACAGCGAUCCAUCCUUGUCCCGCAGAGAUGAAGUCGAAGAAGUCGGAGCCGGCUUGGAUUUAUUCAGUCAUCGUCGUCUGUUUUUCGGUGACCUGGCUGGGAAUCAGGAUAUGUCAUUGUCUGAGAUGACGGGAUCCUCUUCCCUAUUCUUCCUACAUCCGUCUACGGCUUCUAAGUAUCUAGAGCGGUACUUGUCGACCAUCUACUACCUCAUGCCUUGGCAGCCUAAGGAACGUUACCGACAAAAGGUGAACGCGUUGUAUCAGAAUGGUCAAGAUGAUAUGCAUCUAAACUCUCCAGAAGCGACGAUUAUUCUUCUCAUCCUAGCUUGCGGCGCUGCCAUGAUAUACGCCCAUUACCAAUCCGAGAAAGCCAGGCCCAACUCUGCUUUUCUAUGUCUUGGGACCGCAGUCCGAAAGGCUAUAGCGGCUGGACUGCACAAAAAUACGCGGUUUCAACUGGAGCAGGCAACAGAAGAUGCUGAGGAGAAGAGAAUCACCUUCUGGAGUCUCUUUUUCUACGAAACCUGGUUAUGCUUCGGCCUUGGCCGUCCAAUUACCAUACCGGCCCACGAAAUCACCAUCCCAGACCCCCGAGAACAGCCGAUGUUACUUGCUAUUGUGGAAUUGGCGCGCAUCAUGGCUCGAUCAGCGCGGAGUAUGUACGGCAAAAACCACGAGUCUCUGCUUCUUGUGUGGAAGAAUGCAAGAGAAAUCCGCAAAGAUCUCCAGUCCUUCGCACGGCGCGUGCGUGGCGUGUUGAAUUUUGGUUUUGACGCCUCUCCAAAGCCUGGAGAAGUUGGUGUUUGCCAGAUAAUACUUUUGUUAUUAUAUCACAAUCUGAUGCUUCUCACGUUUCGACCUUUUCUCGUCUUCAGAGCAAGAUGGCGACGAGACAAUAUCAUGAAAUCAGAUGAAGCCACUCUUAGCACCGGGCUAAAAAGCACUACGCCUUCGUGGCUCGACGAAGCGUGUGAAUGCUGCUUAGAGGCUGCGCGAUGCAUAAUUCGCAAUCUCUCGGAAGCCUGUGAAAUCAACAAUCAAGUCCGCGAAAUAAACUACCAUGGCUUCUUUCUUGAAAGUGCCUGCUUCACUCUUGCCUUCGACAUGAUGAAUGCGACGCCGCAAGACGCCGCAAAUCAUCUUCCGUGGGUACGAUCUGGUUUAAGGUGUCUGGCCAGUAUGCUGCGGAACGACCAGUACCAGGGGCAAAUUUCCAUGACAAUGCGUGCUAUUCGGCAAAUGCUCAUAGCGGUGUUUCCAGAAUUGUCGGUCGCUAUGGGUCCUGAUCUGCUCUCUGGAGACAAUAGCCAUCUUGAAAGUAACCUCUAUACCAAAGAAGCAAGGGAUAGUGAUAACCGACAGGAUUUCGAUGGCAUCGGCGGCUCGAGCGGGUACGGUUAUGGCUUGAUGGGAGCCGAAAAUUCGAUAUCAAAGACCAAAAUCAGUGGCGAACCGACGAAUCUUUCGAGGCCAUCAGCCACUAAUAUUAAGAAUACCUCUCACGACACUCAACAGCAGCAACCGUCAUUUAACCAAUUGUACGGUUCGCCAAUCGAUUUCAACAGCAAUCCAUCAGCUUUCUUCAGCUCGCUCGGACAAAACCUCAACGCAACGCCUAUGAGCAACUCGGACGCCACCAACCCCAAUAGCAAUAGCAACCUCGAAAACGAAAUAGUCGACUUCACACAGGCGGAUGUUACGAACUGGAAGGAUUUUGAUUUUUCAACUAUGGAUCUCGAGGCAUUUAUGUCUAUAGAUCCGAAUGUUGAUGGUAUCGGAAACCCAUUUUCUGCUGCUAAUAACAGCAGCAGCAGCAACAACAACAAUAACAAUAAUCAUAACCAUAAUCCCUAUUUCCCUCAGCUGGGACCUGGGGUUCAUGGCUGGAGUGGAAAUGAUGUGGGAAUGGGUUUUGGGUCUACACGAUGA
Talaromyces atroroseus is the source of this 2439-nucleotide messenger RNA. RefSeq lists its product as hypothetical. Bases 1 to 2439 code for a protein of 812 amino acids. Gene Ontology annotation, molecular function: zinc ion binding; RNA polymerase II cis-regulatory region sequence-specific DNA binding; DNA-binding transcription factor activity, RNA polymerase II-specific. Gene Ontology annotation, cellular component: nucleus. The record is from RefSeq and is a predicted model, not a curated record. Lineage: Eukaryota; Fungi; Ascomycota; Eurotiomycetes; Eurotiales; Trichocomaceae. The transcript has 5 exons. Gene Ontology annotation, biological process: DNA-templated transcription; positive regulation of transcription from RNA polymerase II promoter by galactose.